This is a messenger RNA of Aspergillus steynii IBT 23096, 742 nucleotides long. RefSeq lists its product as uncharacterized. The transcript has a single exon. NCBI's taxonomy places the organism in Eukaryota, Fungi, Ascomycota, Eurotiomycetes, Eurotiales, Aspergillaceae. Bases 132 to 710 code for a protein of 192 amino acids. The record is from RefSeq and is a predicted model, not a curated record.
GAGAGCGCGAGAGAGAUGAAGCUGGUGAGGUUAGUUUAGAAGAAAGUAAUAAUAAUAGUGACACACACACAAAAAGAAUACAGAGGGAGAAAAGAAAGAGAAAGGGAACACUGGAAGUUUUUUCAUGGCAGAUGCAGAUGGAUCGAUCUUUGCGGGAACAGACUGCUCUUUUUUGGGGAUUUUUUUCAUUGGGGGGAAAUCAAAACUCCAGGUGUCAGAAAAGAAUAAAUGGUCAGCUAGGAAAAGCAAGAAACAGCAAUGAUUAUGAGCAGCAGGGUAGUAUAAGAAGAAGGGAGACUGUGUCUCUCCCAACCAGAAAGUCAUGCCAUGGUGCGCCGUCCAUAUACCCGACCUUUUUGUAUCACAGACCCCAAUGCAAGUUAAUAAGUAGUAGAGAGAUAAGAUCCAAAGUGGAGGAAGAAAGAAACAUGUUGGGAGAAGACCACCACACCAGAAUCCUAGUUCAUGCAAAGCCCUUGGGUAUCAAAUCCGCAAAUGAGAUCACCAUUUCCCAAUUCAAGCGACAGGCAAAAGACACGUCUCUUUAUGGACGCGCGCGCUAUAGCCACCCAAGAAAGAUCGGACGGAGACACGUGUUAAACGUGUUAAGAAGAAAGGAAAAUACUCGGAAAGAUAGGGGGAAGAAGAAAAGGCCAAGCCAGGUAUGGUCGUACAAAUCCUACAAAAUCUCCAAAACUCGACGGCGAUAGAUAGCAUCGAAUCGGUGCGGUAAACCAGGAGU